UGCUUUUCGUUCGCCGCAAGGAUAUCGUUGUUGUGGCCAAAUUAGGGUGGUGAAAACAAGCAGACGUUCAGAUCAAAAGAACGAGGCAGAUGUGAUAUCAGCUGGAGGUGGAGAAUAAAUUCGGUGCUUGGAGGAUGCGGCUUCCACGGUGGGUCCAUUUUUCAGACUUCGGUUAGGAACCAUGUACCCGGCAGGGGUGAAUAACAUCACAGCGAUUUUUCGGUUCAUUCGAAUAUUGUUAUCCCAGAAAGCUCCAGUUAUGCUAGGGAUUCUGUGGGAAUCGGUUCGUUUUCUUUAAUUCUUUAAACAAACAGAGAUUUCGAGGCUUCACUGAGAGUGUUUUUUUUUCAAGUGACAAUACCUCGUUCGGGCAGAAAGUUUUUGCUAAUGACACAUCGCAGUUCCUGGUGAUUAGUGUUGUGGUACUUUUUGGUUGAAAAAGGACAGUGUGAGGAUACAGAGUUUCUAAUAAAAUCCCGUACAUUGGUUGCAGUUUAAUUGUUAGCAAAUAUAUCGAGUAUGCAUCUAAUUACAGCAUCUUGAAGUGAAUUUCCGUAGAUACAGUAUAAUGUUGGAUGCAAUGCCACUUAAAAGCGGAUAAACCGAAAAAUGUCAUGUAAGAAAGGGCAGAGUUGAUGGGCUACCAGAAUUUAAUUGGCGCCCUCCUACUGCUUAUAACAAUAGCGGGCAACUCCACCAGCACAUUAUCACUCACAACAUCCAAUGGAUCUGGCGGAGCUGGGGGAACAUCAUCAUCAUCUUCGUCAUUUGGAAACGUCGUCGUUGAAGAGCCGGAAUUCACUGAUGUUAUCGAAAACGUAACAGUACCCGCUGGACGUAAUGUAAAGCUGGGAUGUUCUGUAAGGAAUCUCGGUUCAUAUAAGGUUGCGUGGAUGCAUUUUGAACAAUCUACGAUAUUAACUGUGCAUAACCAUGUAAUCACGCGAAAUCCACGAAUCAGUGUCACCCACGAUAAACAUGAUAAACACAGGACGUGGUACCUUCACAUCAACAAUGUCCACGAAGAGGAUAAAGGACGCUAUAUGUGCCAAAUUAAUACUGUCGCUGCUAAAACACAAUUCGGAUAUUUACACGUAGUCGUACCGCCAAACAUAGAUGACUCGCUUAGUUCAAGCGACGUUAUAGUCAGAGAAGGAUCAAAUAUCUCAUUAAGAUGUCGCGCGACCGGUAGUCCGACGCCCACGGUGAAAUGGAAACGUGAUGAUAACUCAAAAAUUGCAUUAAAUAAAUCUACAACAGUUAACGAAUGGGAGGGUGAUGUUCUCGAAAUAUCGCGAAUAUCUCGUUUGGACAUGGGAGCUUAUUUAUGUAUAGCAUCCAAUGGCGUACCGCCAACUGUUUCAAAGCGGAUCAAAGUUAGCGUAGAUUUUCCCCCAAUGCUUUUAAUACCUCAUCAAUUAGUUGGCGCGCCAGAAGGAUAUAAUGUUACAAUAGAAUGUUUUACCGAGGCACACCCAACGUCACUCAAUUAUUGGACUCGUGGUGAAGGACCCAUUAUUCAUGACUCAAACAAAUACAAGGUGGAAUCAACCAUUGGAGUACCAACGUACAAAACGCACAUGAAACUUACAAUUUUCAACGUAUCAAACGGUGAUGACGGGAUGUAUAAGUGCGUUGCAAAAAAUCCAAGGGGUGAAACUGAUGGAACCAUACGACUUUAUGUCUCAAAUCCCCCAACAACUGCGUCAGGUCCGCAAACAUCCGAAAACCUAUGGGAGAACUCAGGACAUAACACGAAGCCAAUUCACAAUGUCAACGAUAAAAAUUCCCGAUAUCAAUCCAACCUAAACGACGUUGGAUUAUCAGAGCACAAAUCAUCCCUAGAUAAAUCCCUGAAUGGUGGCGGAAGUGCUGUCGGGAGCGUCGGUGCAGGUAGCAAUGGAGGCCAGGGAAGUUACAACUGGCCAGCUAUUCAACAAGGACAUGAUGCUACAAAUCUCUCGAAUCAAUCAGGUCGCUUAAUCCCUUCUUUGACAUUUUCUUAUCCCUCGUUAAUUCGAUGGCUGCUUUUUGCUGCCUGUCUUUCAUACGCCUAAAGCUGUUUUCUCAUGAUAUCUUUUCGUUUCACUUCGUAAUGAAUAUUUUUAAAAACCAAUAAAUAAAAGGGAAACGUACGACGAAAUUGAACGAAGAAAUGAAUCAUAUUCAGAGCAACAACUCGCAAUUUGUUUGAAUAAGUUCAUAGAUAAUUUCGAUUAAAGGAAAAAAUGCAGGGUUCUAAAUAAAAAUAUUAAAUAAAUAUCUUAAAAUACAAAAUUUAAUGAAUCAAGCUUAAAGUGAAGGAUCUAAGUAUAUUAUCUUUAAAUGUAUUUAUUUUAGGCUUAGAACUUAUAACAAACAGACUCAAGUAUACUAUAUAUACAUAUGUGCAAGAAAAAGAUUUUCACGGACUUAAUACUAUCAGAUGUAAUUGGGAUCUCGCUAAAGCAAAUGAUGUUUAGCUUAUUUACAUAACAGUUUCCUUUAUUCUUAAAAUGAAAACCGAACUCCAAAUUCCAACUUCGUUUCCCGAAAACCUCUAAAUCAUUCAGACUUCAAUAUAAUGAAAAUAGAGUCAAUAACAAAGGUUCCAAAUUUUUCAAAAUUUCGUUGCGCAAAGAAAUCAAAAAGCCCUUUCACAUGGUUGGUUCUACAUAAUUCAAUUCGCUUUUUUCAGAUAAUAAUGCUAGCGUCUCUCAGAUAUUUCAUUAAGUUUGAAAAAGAGCUAGUGAUACUCUGAGCGCUCCCAACUCGACUCUUUUCAAAUUAAACUUUUAAGCAAAAAGGAAGCAUUGCUCACAAAUUAUUAUAUAUACAUACAUAGAUAUAUACAAACAUAUUACAAUGUUAUAUAUACAUAUAUAUAAGAACAGGAAAUGCUUUACUACAAGAUAAUAUAUUAUAUACUUAAGUUAUUGAAGAAAGGACUAUUACAAAUAAAAUUCAGAAACAAAAUGCAUAUUG
Molecule: messenger RNA, 2964 nt
Organism: Hermetia illucens (black soldier fly)
Lineage: Eukaryota; Metazoa; Arthropoda; Insecta; Diptera; Stratiomyidae
Product: neurotrimin-like
Exons: 10
Coding region: 636-2057 (473 amino acids)
Cellular component (GO): neuron projection
Source: RefSeq, a predicted model, not a curated record